Impatiens glandulifera is the source of this 2223-nucleotide messenger RNA. Its product is annotated as pentatricopeptide repeat-containing protein At4g28010-like. Gene Ontology annotation, molecular function: protein binding. The record is from RefSeq and is a predicted model, not a curated record. Lineage: Eukaryota; Viridiplantae; Streptophyta; Magnoliopsida; Ericales; Balsaminaceae. The transcript has a single exon. Bases 76 to 2160 code for a protein of 694 amino acids.
CUUGAAACAGGUAGUAAGAGUUCCUUCUUCCGAGUUUGAUUUAUCUUCUUCAAUCGUUGGAGGCAAAGAUUUGUCAUGCGUGAAGUGAUUUUGAGAAAGCAGUUUUACAAAAACUGCUUCCUCUCGCGUCGUCCUUCUCAAAAUCUCUUACGAACUCACACCAAAAGCUUAUCAUCAGCAUCGUCUUCAUCUAUAGAAUCCAGUUUCAGAGUUGCAACAGGUAAUCUAUAUGAAAUCGAAAGCCGAAUUAGGUUACUGUGUGAAAAAUCAGUUCUUCAGGUUGAAGAUGCUUUUCUUCUCUUCAAUCAAGCUAUUGAUUCGCACGGUCCACCUUCCGAAUCAACUUGUAGUUUUAUUUUCAUAACUCUUUCAAAGUUGAAGAAGUAUAACCUAGCUAUUAAGGUCUACAAUAAGAUGUCUGGUAUCCGUAAUUUUCGUAGUUACUUAUCAUUAGGUUCGUUAAUUGAGUGUUUUGUUCAUUCAAAUGAGAUUGAUUUUGCUAUUGGAGUGUUGGCCGUGAUGAUAAAGCGUGGUUUUGAAGUUAAUAUAUAUAGUAUAAAUGUCAUUGUUAUUGGACUUUGUCGAAAUGGUGAUGUUUUUCGAGCUGUUAAGCUUUUUCAUGAAUGGUUGCCUGUUGAGACAGAUACGUCAAGAAGAAACCCUAACUUAUUUACUUACACCAUUCUUAUAGAUGGGUUAAGUAAAGAGGGUAAAAUGGAAGAAGCCAUGGAUUUAUUGGAGGAUAUGAAGCUGAAGGGAUUGAGUGCAGAUAUUGUCACUUAUGGCUCACUUGUCAAUGGCUUUUGUGAUGCAGGAAAUUUCGAUAGAGCAAAGCAACUUUCCGAUAUAAUGAUGGAGAAAGGAAUGGCACCCAACGAAUUCAUUUACUCGAGUUUACUUCGCUGUCUUUCCAAAACGAGGCGAUGGGAAGAAGCUAGUGAUUUAUUGAAUGUUAUGUCUGAAAGAGGAAUACAGCCUAAUGUUGUUAUAUAUAAUCAUUUGAUAGAUGACCUUUGCAAAGAUGGGAGGCCAUUGGAGGCAAUGCGUUUACUUAACUUAAUGGUGGAGAAAGGUGAAGAACCGAACACAACAACGUAUAAUUCACUUAUCAAUGGACUUUGUAAUUCUGGCUUGUUUACUGAUGCUUUCAAAGUUUUUGAAGAUAUGAAACCGGAUGUGGUUUCUUUCAAUACGUUAGCUUCGAGGCUUAGCAAGAAUGGUAAGGUUGAUGAGUCUAUAGAGUUAUUGCGAAAGGUGACUGAACCGGAUUGUUGCACUUUUACAUGUUUAAUCGAUGGGCUUUGUAGAAAAGGUCGAAUUAGAGAAGCCGAAGAGAUUCAUUGUAAGAUGAUCCAAAAACCUAACAUAUUGUCUUUUAAUUUGCUGAUUAGGGCUUACUUGAAGGAAGGAUAUGUAGAGAAAGUAAUGCAGCUAUUAAGGAAUGUUGUUGAAGUGGGAUUAGUUCCGAAUUCGAAUACUUAUUUACUUAUGAUUCGAGGAUUCUGCAGUCUCAAAAUGAUAAACGUCGCCAAAGGUCUUUUCUUACACAUGAGGGCUCGUGGUAUUUCAAAUGCCAACAAUCAUUAUAACGCUUUAUUAGAUAUUCUAUGUAAAGAUGGUUGUUUGGAGGAGGCAAAAGGGUUGUUUAAUUCGAUGGCUAAUCCAGAUGCUAUAUCGUUUAAUACUUUGAUCCAUGGAAUUCUGAAAACUGGUGAUCUACAAUCCGGGAAAGAAUUAUUCGAUGAAAUGAUUCGAAAAGGCGUAUCUCCUGAUUCUGUGACGUUUUCAAUACUAGUGAAUGGUUUUAUCAAGUUAGGAUGGUUAGAGGAGGCAAAACACGUUCUUGAAAAGAUGUUGUCGUGUGGUUACGAUCCGAGUGUUGCUGUAUACGAUUCGUUGUUGAAAGGAUUUUGUGAAAUGGGUGAAAAGGAUGAUUUUUUUGGUUUGCUUGAUCGGAUGGCGGCUAAGGGAGUUUGUCUUGAUGGUAGAAUUACUCGCACAAUCUUGAAUUGUUUAUGUCGUUUUUCUGAUUAUCAUAAUAUACAUGAAAUUUUACCUGAAUUUCAAAGGGAGACUUGUUCUGAAGAAUUGAGUAUUUCUUGUAAUGAAUUUUUGACAAAACUUAGAAAGUCACAUCCUGAACUUGAAAUUUAUACUUAAAAAUAUAUGAUAUGGUUAACCUAAGUAAGGAUGGUUAUUGAAGUUCAAUUAUCAAGUUACUUG